GACUGGCAAUCUCAGUCUUUUGCCCCCCCACUGGAUCUCUCUGAGUCUCACAGACCCUACACUCCCAAUAAUUGACAAACCCCACUUGAGCAAUUCCAAUUCCUUUAUUCAGUUUUUGGCCUUAGCCCUUCAAAACAAAAAAGCUCUCCCUUUUCUUCCCCAAAAAACCCCCUCUCCGUUUUCAAAUUUCCAUAUGAUACAAACCGAAGAGAAGACGGCAGCGACGACAACGGCGGAGACGAUGGGAGGGCGAACGGCGCGUGUAUGCGACAGCUGUUUAUGCAAAAGAGCGCGUUGGUUUUGUGCAGCUGACGACGCUUUCCUUUGCGCAACGUGUGACGUGUCAGUCCACUCGGCCAAUCAACUCGCCAGAAGACACGACAGAAUUCGCUUAGAAACGGCGUUGUUUGAUCAUCAUCUCCCUCCAUGGCUUAAAGGCUUUACUCGCAAGGCAAGAACUCCACGCCCCAAAAUUUCUUCAACAAAAGCCUCGGUUUUUUCCCUUGUUCCUGAAAUUGGUAACGAUAAUGAAGGAUUCUCAAUUGACGAAAACGAAGACGAACACAACCAAUUUCUUAACCUUCAUCAACAGGAAGUUCCUGUUUUUGACCCAUUAUUUGAUGACCGAAAAUUCUUGUUAACUCAUGAAUUGGAGGAUUUUGGAGAUGGGUUUUUGCCAUCCGAAGUUGAUCUUGCAGAAUUUGUUGCGGAUGUGGAGAAUUUAUUGGGAAGACAAGAAGAAGAAGAAGAGGGACGUGAAGAAAAUACAAUUAUUUUUAAGGUGAAAGAUGAAGCAUUAGUACAAGACUGUAUCAACAACAACAACAAUAAUAAUGGAUUUUUGGUGGAUUGGAAUUUUAAAGGGGAAGAAAUUGAAGAGGAUGAGAUGAAUAAAGUUGAGGAAAAAUUGGAAAUUAAGAAGAAUAACAAGAAGAAUAUUUGUUUAAGGCUAAAUUAUGAUGCGGUUAUUACAGCUUGGGAUGACCAAUCUUCACCAUACACUACUGGGAAUCGCCCUGAAUUCGACCUCGAUGAUUGCUGGGAGGAAUGGAAUGGAUGGGGUUUAAAUGAAAGUAAUGGAGGAAAAUGGGGAGGAAGAGAUCAAGAAUGGAAAUACAAACAUGGAGAAAGAGAAGCAAGAGUGUCAAGAUAUAGAGAGAAGAGAAGAACAAGAUUGUUUUCGAAGAAAAUAAGGUACCAAGUUAGGAAGCUCAAUGCCGAGAAGAGACCAAGAAUGAAAGGUCGGUUUGUCAAGAGAACAACACAACCAUUAACCCUUUAUUAAUUAAUCCCAUCAUUUGAUCUACCCUACAAUAUUAUAAUUUUAUAAAAGAACAAAAAACAAAAAAACCCAUCUUAUAAUUUUCCUUAGUUAUUAGUAUUAAUUAGUGUCCUUUUUCUUUUUUCAUAUAUAUAUAUAUAUAUUAUCCAUCUCUCGAAGCUUCGUUGCUUCGGUUGCUGCAAAAUUUUUGGAAGCUUUAGUUUUUAGGAAAUAAUAAUAAUAAUAUAUGUGUAUACAGAACUUGCAGUUAAUGAAAGGUCAAAAUCAGCUCUUUUUUUGUGUCUAGAAGUGAGGGAGUGACAAUAUUAACGUCCUCCUUCUACAAAAAUGUGUGUACUACUUUGAUAUUAUUGAAUAUGAUCCUUUAGGUUAAUUUCA
Benincasa hispida (wax gourd) is the source of this 1660-nucleotide messenger RNA. It is a transcript of the gene BBX16, whose product is annotated as B-box type zinc finger protein with CCT domain-containing protein. The record is from RefSeq and is a predicted model, not a curated record. Gene Ontology annotation, biological process: regulation of DNA-templated transcription. Gene Ontology annotation, cellular component: nucleus. Lineage: Eukaryota; Viridiplantae; Streptophyta; Magnoliopsida; Cucurbitales; Cucurbitaceae. Gene Ontology annotation, molecular function: zinc ion binding; protein binding.